This is a messenger RNA of Cyphellophora europaea CBS 101466, 723 nucleotides long. RefSeq lists its product as uncharacterized. NCBI's taxonomy places the organism in Eukaryota, Fungi, Ascomycota, Eurotiomycetes, Chaetothyriales, Cyphellophoraceae. Bases 1 to 723 code for a protein of 240 amino acids. Gene Ontology annotation, cellular component: UDP-N-acetylglucosamine transferase complex. Gene Ontology annotation, biological process: dolichol-linked oligosaccharide biosynthetic process. The record is from RefSeq and is a predicted model, not a curated record. The transcript has a single exon.
AUGGCGUCUGAGGUUCAACAGUGGCCGCUGGCCCGAUAUGGAUUCACGCCGGAGCAGCACUAUCGUCUCCUGUACUUCCUCAUUUUCACCGUAUUCCUCAAUCUCGCGAUCGCUCGCCUAUCCGGUCUGACCAUGCGUCCAUCACCGGAGAAGCGAGUCAAGACGACGCCUGCAAGUCUCCUGGUCGUACUCGGCAGUGGCGGACAUACCUCAGAAAUGCUCAACAUCCUGCACCAGCUACCAGAUCUGCGGCAGGACUACAGACGGACCUACGUGAUCAGCUCCGGUGACGCCUUUUCGGCGGCCAAGGCCAGCGACUUUGAGAAGGUGAUUGGCAAUGGUACGAACGAUAACUUUGGUAUCGUCACCGUGCACCGGGCACGAAGGGUCCAUCAAUCUUUAGCCACUGCACCUUUCAGCACGCUCUUUUGUCUUUGGGACUGUGUCAGAUUACUGUACAGAGAGCCUCCCGAUAUCAUCCUCACUAAUGGCCCGGGCACUGGCGUCUGCGUGGUACUGGCGUCGAUCAUCUUGCGCUUUUUCUUCUACCGCACAAACAGCAUGAGGACGACCUUCAUCGAGUCCUGGGCGCGAGUAAAGACACUGAGCCUAAGUGGGAAAAUCCUCAAGUUCUUUGUAGAUCGCUUCAUUGUACAAUGGCCACAGCUGGUGAGAGCGUAUGGGUCCGAUUCGGUGGAAUACAUUGGUCCGCUCGUUCGAUAG